Pteropus alecto (black flying fox) is the source of this 1224-nucleotide messenger RNA. RefSeq names its product BARX homeobox 1 (gene BARX1). Bases 1 to 717 code for a protein of 238 amino acids. Lineage: Eukaryota; Metazoa; Chordata; Mammalia; Chiroptera; Pteropodidae. The transcript has 5 exons. The record is from RefSeq and is a predicted model, not a curated record. Gene Ontology annotation, cellular component: nucleus. Gene Ontology annotation, molecular function: DNA-binding transcription factor activity, RNA polymerase II-specific; RNA polymerase II transcription regulatory region sequence-specific DNA binding. Gene Ontology annotation, biological process: regulation of transcription by RNA polymerase II.
AUGCCGCUGCGAGGACGCAGCAAUGGGCGCGCGGGCCCCGGGCCGCCCCUUCGGCGCCCCGCGGUGUUGAAGGCCGAGCAGGCGGCGGUGUUUAAGUUCCCGCUGGCGCCACUAGGCUGUUCUGGGCUGGGCUCCGCGCUGCUGGCUGCGGGGCCUGGGCUGCCCGGCACUGCCGCGGUGUUGAAGGCCGAGCAGGCGGCGGUGUUUAAGUUCCCGCUGGCGCCACUAGGCUGUUCUGGGCUGGGCUCCGCGCUGCUGGCUGCGGGGCCUGGGCUGCCCGGCACUGCCGGCACUCCGCACCUGCCGCUGGAGCUGCAGCUCCGUGGGAAGCUGGACACUCCGGGCGCCGGGGAGCCGGGCACCAAAGCCAAGAAAGGGCGUCGGAGCCGCACUGUGUUCACCGAGCUGCAGCUGAUGGGCCUAGAAAAACGCUUCGAGAAACAGAAGUACCUCUCCACACCGGACAGAAUAGAUCUUGCUGAAUCCCUGGGCCUGAGCCAGUUGCAGGUGAAGACAUGGUACCAGAAUCGAAGGAUGAAGUGGAAGAAAAUAGUGCUGCAGGGAGGUGGCCUGGAGUCCCCAACCAAGCCUAAGGGGCGGCCCAAAAAGAACUCCAUCCCUACCAGCGAGCAGCUCACGGAGCAGGAACGCGCCAAGGAGGCAGAGAAGCCGGCGGAGGCUCCGGGUGAGGCUAGCGACAGGGGUCACGAGGACUGAGCGUAGCGGAAGGUGCGGUCUGGGAACCCAGACCGCGAGAAACCGAGAGCCGGCCCAUCGCGUCCGCGUCCACGCUGUUUGCUUCCUAAACGUUUUAUUACCUUGAAUGCGGACAGUUAGGGGCCAAACAAGGAAAGACACAGAACCUGAAGUCAAACCCAGGCCCCAGCGCGCUCCCGGCCUUAGCCUGGAGACUUGCCCUGGAGGCAAGAAGGUCGCAGCCUCCCAGAGCUCCGCGCACUGGGUGCUCCACGCGCAUUCACAUCCCACUCCAUUACUGCACCCCACCCGUCUCGGGUGGCCGGGACGCCGCAGGCACACACCCGCUUUUGCGCGUCAGGGACCCACUAGCCGUGAAGGCCACCGUGGCCAGAGACCGUGUUCGGACUACCUGGUGGCUCGGCCCUGAGGCCAGUUCCCCAACGUCGCUGGGGCCCCUACCCCUCUCUUGCGAAGACGUUGUUUUGUUCGAUUUUGUUUUUUUCCAAUAAAAUAUUUUAUGACACA